Molecule: messenger RNA, 1494 nt
Organism: Parascedosporium putredinis
Lineage: Eukaryota; Fungi; Ascomycota; Sordariomycetes; Microascales; Microascaceae
Source: the annotation of a GenBank genome assembly
AUGUUUUCGCAUACAAGAACACGAAGGGGACCCCAAGAAACAGCCGUGGCGAUACGACUGAUAUUUCCACUCGAGGCCGGCCACGUAGCUAGGUCGGACUUCCUGGAGCGCCGAUUCGAGGGUUCCAUCAUCGUGGACCACGCGCAGUCUUUUACCACCCCGUGCGAAUCUAAAGAUGCCGUCGAGGUUUUGUCGGACCUGUCGCUCUCCCACCUCAGUCCAGCGAUUACCAAGGCGAUUGGUGGGAUAAAGCUUGCAGGCUUGGCCGCCGCAGAUGCGGACGCCGUAGACGCCGAGCUCGUCGACAGACUAUCCUUUCCAUGGCUUGUCCCGAACCGACUAGAGCCCCGCCGCAUCGCCUGGGUGCAAGGCCGCGAGGACAUCGACUGCAUCGCACGAGCCCUCGACGCCGCCUCAGCCCUCGGCAUCAAGCUCGAUUUCGUAGCCGUGGACAUCACCGCGGACGCCGGUCUGCCGCAGCGCAUCGUGGACGCCGUUCGUUCCUACCGGCUGCCCAUCCACGGCGUGGUCACGAUCAGCGACGUUCGGCUCGCAGCCGUAGCCCGAGCGUGCCAGGAGUUGGACCUCCCCACCGAGAGCCCGGAAGCCUACGAAAUCGCGGCGGACAAGGGCCGGACACGCCUCCUUGAGACCGUAGGCGCGGGGGAGAGUUUCGUGCUUCAGAAAGCAGGAGACCUCGCGGGGUACCUCGCGCGGCGGGAGGAGGAAGGCGCGGCCCCCUUGGCGUUUCCGAUGGUGGUGAAGCCCGUGGUGGGCUGGUGCAGCGACUGCGUUUCCAAGUCGGCGAGCCCGAGCACCGUGGUGGUGGUGGAGCCGUACGUGGACGGACCCGAGCCCUGCGGAUGUUCCGGGGCGGGCUACAAGGCGAAUUUCCAGGAGACGCAAAACGUCAUGCCAUCGGCGCUGCCCGCGGCAGAGCAGGCCGCUAUCAAGGAACAGCUGCUGCAGUCCAUGCUGCGGCAAGGAUUUCGCUCGGGCCUUUUCCACUGCGAAGCCCGGGUGCGCAACUCGGCGCAGGCGCCCGAAAUCUACCUACACGAGGUCAACGCCCGGCCGGCCGGCUACCUCGAGUCCGUCGCGGUGCUCCUCGCCUACGGGGUGGACUACUACGCCCUGCGGAUGUUACUAGCUCUAGGCCCGUCGGAGCACGCGCGCUUCCGCGCGCUGGCCCAGCCGUUCCGCGGGGGUCCCCAGUUCCACCUCUCCGUCAUGAUCAUUCAACAGACCAAGGCCGGCAUCAUGAGGUCGGAGGACGCGGCCAAGGAGUUUCUGGAUCGGCACCCCGACGUCCGGCGGAACGUGGUGGAUUACUACUCGCGGAAAAAGGCUGGGGAUGUGCUUGAGGGGCCGGACGCGAGCGCGUUGUGGUGGGUGGCGUUUCUUUCCGUCAUCUCGAGGACGUCGCGGGAGGACUUGCUUAAGAGAGUGGCUUUCGUACAAGAAAACUUUGAUUAUGAGAUGGAGGAAGCGUAA